AUGGAAAUGAAUGGUGAACCAGAUUUAGCUGGUAUUUUCAGCGCGGCUUUAAUGCCAUUGAAAGAUAUGAAACAUGCAGAUAUUUUGGACCAGUAUGAAAUGAACAUGGCUGAUGGAAAUAUAACACCUGACGUUCUAGAACAUUUAUCUCAAAGAACUACACAGAACCAUAGAGAUGGUAUAUUUGGUGAAGAGUUUAGAAAGAAAGUUAGGGAGACAGAAGGAAGAGAACCUAUUGUACAUGACCUUGCAAACGAAAGUUUACAAAAUGUCAUAAAAACUUACUUUGCAGACAAUGAACCGAGAAGGGAUGAAUAUUUAAGAAAACUCAAAUGGACAGUACCAAAUGAAAUGUUAGUAUUGAAAAACAUGUUCCUUGACAAAAUAAAACCAACUACAGAAAUAAAUGACGCAAGACUGAAACAUUGGGUAAAAGCUUUCCCAUUCACAAAAGAUAUUAUUGGUAACAUGGAAAGAAAACCAGAAUGGCUACAAAAACAUAUAUUUGGAAACGAGCUUAUUCCAUAUGGACAAGCUCUGUUUGAAGAGCUUGAACCGGAAACUCAGGAAAGAGUCAUGCAAACAAUACGCGAAGACUCAAAUACAGACUAUGACAAACUCUUUCUAGGAUAUAGGUUACCUGAGAUGGGCGACCAGAGCCAAAAGGCAAAAAGGACAUGGGAAAUUUGCAACAUACUAGAUGAACAUAAUGCAAAGAUGCAACAACUUCAAGCAGAGGGCAAUGAAGGAAAAAGAAGAGUUAAAAACUCAGUCAGGAAGAAAGUAAAGCUUGGUCCACGUGGGUUCUAUUAUGACAUAUAA
Molecule: messenger RNA, 822 nt
Organism: Trichomonas vaginalis G3
Lineage: Eukaryota; Parabasalia; Trichomonadida; Trichomonadidae
Product: protein of unknown function, DUF4106 family
Exons: 1
Coding region: 1-822 (273 amino acids)
Source: RefSeq, a predicted model, not a curated record